AUGUCGGUUCCCAACUUCUCGGACAUUGCCAAGGCGGCAAACGACCUGCUCAACAAGGACUUCUACCACCUGUCGGCUGGCACCCUCGAGGUCAAGAGCAACACCCCGAACAAUGUUGCCUUUAAGGUUUCCGGCAAGAACAGCCACGAGAAGUCGACAUCUGGUGUGAUAGAAGGUCGCUUCGUGGACAAGUCUCUCGGUACGACACCUCCUAGCACGAAAUGGGCACCAGCACAAGCAUCAGCACAAAAACAAGCACCAGCACAAACACAAGCAUCAGCACCAGCACCAGCACAUGCACACCAUAUCUCAAGUAGCAGCCUCUUCAGCAUACCCAGCGGUUACGCUUCAAACGUCGAGUCCCAAGGCUUCAACUCAGAGCCCAAGAGCAGCGGCGAUUUUCGCAAGGCGGAAUCGCCAAAGCUCUUCUCCUUCCCCUCUAAGACUCCAUCUUCAACCGCUCCUACUCCCCUUGCUUCUUCCUCCCGCUCACGAACUUCUGUCUACCCCCCUUCAUAUGAUCCGUGCCUUGCCAUAUAUCCGGUUGGUGGAUGGCACAGCCGCUCACCGGUUGAUGCGAUGGUGCUGCUGACGCCAAGAACGUCAACAUUGCUAAUGAGGUAUUCACGACCAGGCCUGUCCGUUACCCAGACCUGGAACACGGCCAACGCGCUCGAGUCCAGAAUCGAGCUUGCCGACUCCCUUGCCAAGGGCCUCAAGGCUGAGGGUAUCUUCUCCUUCCUGCCGGCCACGCAGGCUCGCGGCGCCAAGUUCAACCUGCACUUCAAGCAGAGCAACUUCCACGGCCGUGCCUUCUUUGACCUGCUGAAGGGCCCCAUCGCCAAUGUCGAUGCCGUCAUCGGCCACGACGGCUUCGUUGCCGGUGCCACCGCCGGCUACAACGUCAACAAGGCUGCCGUCACGAACUACAGCGCUGCCGUCGGCUACCUGGCCUCGACCUACUCCACGUCCGUGACCGCCAGCGACAACCUCAGCGUCUUCGCCGCCAGCUACCACCACAAGGUCAACAGCCAGGUCGAGGCCGGCGCCAAGGCCGUCUGGAACAGCAAGAGCGGCAACACCGUCGGCCUUGAGGUCGCCACCAAGUACCGCCUGGACCCCCUGUCCUUUGUCAAGGCCAAGAUCAACGACCGUGGUGUCGCUGCUGUUGCCUACAACGUGCUCCUCCGCGAGGGCGUGACCUUUGGUAUUGGUGCCUCCUUCGACACCCAGAAGCUGGACCAGGCCACCCACAAGAUCGGCACCAGCUUCUCCUUCCAGGCCUAA
Molecule: messenger RNA, 1287 nt
Organism: Grosmannia clavigera kw1407
Lineage: Eukaryota; Fungi; Ascomycota; Sordariomycetes; Ophiostomatales; Ophiostomataceae
Product: outer mitochondrial membrane protein porin
Exons: 4
Coding region: 1-1287 (428 amino acids)
Biological process (GO): monoatomic anion transmembrane transport
Cellular component (GO): mitochondrial outer membrane
Molecular function (GO): voltage-gated monoatomic anion channel activity
Source: RefSeq, a predicted model, not a curated record